AUGGGAUCGGGUAAAGUGGAGGUCAUACAAUACCUUGUCGACACCCGCCAAUUAUGGCCUGGGGCGAUCAAGACAAAAGACCUCGAGAAAGAGGCGUCGCGCGCAUUAGCUCUCCUCACCGAGGAUGAGAAGAAGGCAGUGCUAAAAUAUUACUUCGUCGCCGAUGCGAAGAUGUCGCUUGCUUCGCAUCUGCUGAAGCACUGGGUAGUCAGCAAAUAUGCUGGCGUUUCGUGGUGGGAUACUAAGCUGACGCGGGACGAAAAGACCAAGCCCGUCUACGUAGAUCCUACUACGGGCAAGCAACCCGUCGCGUUCAACGUCAGUCAUCAGGCCGGCAUCGUCGCUCUCGUAGCUGUGGCCGGGUAUGAUGGUAAAGUCGAUGUUGGGACAGAUGUAGUUUGUACGAGCGAGCGUCGUGUGCGCGACCAUAAGGUUAUCAAUACAGAGGGCUGGGGUAGUUUCGUCGACUUGCAUUCGGAUGUAUUCGGUCGGUCGGAGGCGGGUUACCUGAAGGGUGAUCUGCUGAGCACACAGCCAGGCCUACCUCCGCUGGCACGCGGCGAUGAAAUCAUCGACUUCAAGCUACGAGCCUUCUACACGCUCUGGUGCCUGCGCGAGGCCUACGUUAAGAUGACGGGCGAGGCGCUCCUGGCGCCGUGGCUCAAGGACCUCGAGUUCAAACACUUCCGGGCUCCACACCCCAGCCAGGGGUUCGUGCAACUACCGGACGGCGAGGUCGUAGAGAAGCAGGAGAUCAUCAAGGACCACGAGAUCUUGUUCCACGGGAACAAGGUCAACGAUGCAAAUAUCUGCUUGCGCUCCCUGGGGCCGGACUACAUGACUUGCUCUGCCAUCCGGACCCCAGACCGCAAGGAAGACGCUCUCAGCUGGGACCUGGGACCGUACGAGUUUCUGCCGAUGAACCAGAUCUUGUCUGACGCGGAAGACCGGCUAGAUGACUAA
Messenger RNA from Daldinia childiae, 963 nucleotides. Its product is annotated as putative phosphopantetheinyl transferase protein. Gene Ontology annotation, molecular function: holo-[acyl-carrier-protein] synthase activity; magnesium ion binding. The transcript is spliced from 2 exons. The coding region runs from base 1 to 963 and encodes 320 amino acids. Gene Ontology annotation, cellular component: cytosol. NCBI's taxonomy places the organism in Eukaryota, Fungi, Ascomycota, Sordariomycetes, Xylariales, Hypoxylaceae. The record is from RefSeq and is a predicted model, not a curated record.